Molecule: messenger RNA, 552 nt
Organism: Dovyalis caffra
Lineage: Eukaryota; Viridiplantae; Streptophyta; Magnoliopsida; Malpighiales; Salicaceae
Source: the annotation of a GenBank genome assembly
AUGGCUCCAUACCUCCGUCUUUGGGGAAUUUAUCGUUCCUCAAAUACCUGCUCGGAAACAGAGUUUCAAGGGAAUCUGGAAGAGGGAGAUAGUUCAACAUCAGAUUUCUAUAACACUUCAAAAGGAAAUUGGGCUUAUUCUUGUUCUGGGGACUUCGGUUCUAAAACUGCCGAUUCAAGUGAUUACAUAAAAAACGGAAAUUAUACUGUGAAACUUCACUCUGCUGAAACUGUUUUCAUCAAAAAGACCUUGGGGAGCCGUGUUUUCGACGUCUACAUACAGGGCCUCAGGAAAGCCAAUGACCCGAAAUUUCAUGGCAAAGGAUCUUUCUACGAGUAUUUUAGCGUCCCCAAAUCUUCUUCACUGGCUUUCAAUGGACCUCUUGUAUCAGCCAUUUCUGACUUCAAAGUUGGCAAGGGCAAGAAGCUAUCUCCUUCACAAAUUGCAGGGAUUACAGUAGGUUCAGUAUUUGCUCCUCUGUUUAUACUGGCUAUCAUGUGGAAAAUGGGCUGGCUAGGGAAAAGCGAGUUGGAUGGUUCGUCUCUAUGGUAA